AUGGUUUUUUUUUUAAGUAGAGCUAAAAACAAAAAUCAAUUAUUUUGUGGAAAUGUGGCUAAAAACAAAAUCUUGAAAGAAGGCAUCGGAAAGCGAAUGACUAUAAUAAGUAACAUCACUGAUGAAUUGAAUAACCCAGGGCUUUCUUCCACAAGGCUAUCAGAACUGUGCACUCAAUUACAAGAUAGUGUUGAUAGUAGAUAUGCAGUGAAAGAUGAAGUCGAGCUUAUCGAGUCUCUAUCAUACCACUCCAUAUACAAAGGAGUAGACCUGCGGAUUAAUAACGACGUUUUAAAAACUAUAGACUGUUACUUUCGGCGGAAUGUGCAUGACUAUGAUGGUAUAAUCCAAGCCCUUAUUUCCUCGCUACAGCCGUUACUUUUAAAAGGUAAAAGUAACUCAGAGCUCCAAGAGCAGCAAAAUCUCGGCCUCAAACCAGUACUUGGAAUGUCAUUGAAGGAAGACCAGCUCAAGGAAGCGUGGAUACGUCAAGACGGCUUGAAGAGCAUUCCAUUAUUUUACGUAAUCCUACUACAUAUAAAAAGAAAAGACGUAUCGACAAAUCUAUCUUGGAUCAUUCCAGGAAUUCUAAACAUACUAGAUGAUACCACUGAUUUAAGGAAAAUUAAACUUCGCGGUGUUUUUUUGCUUCAGACAGCUUUAGACCAUACAUUUAUGCACGAAAUCAAUGACUCCAAAUGGAUACAGUUCUCAAGUACUGGUUUAUUCCCACUGUUCGAAAAGACCUUGAUUAAUAUGUGCUAUUUUCUACCGCCUUCAUACGAUGCUAAUGAGACAUUAGCGAUAUGGCAACUAGUUUUCCCAACGAUCAAUUCCUUAUAUAAGGUGGAAUUUUUCAACGAGAAAAAUAAAUACCAGUAUCACCUAGAAAAAUUCAUGUCUGAGAUUCUUCUACAGAAUAUUAUUCCUAGGGCAAGUCUGAACUACGAGAAUUUGACGUUAUAUGCAUUAGAAACAACAGCAACCGUACUCAAAAUGCAAAAAGAAGAGUCUGUCGUACAUCUCCAAAGGCUCAUUUAUGUCCUAGGUGAAUAUAUAGUCAGAAAUCCCUUUUACACUACUUUCCCAAAGCUAGUUUCGAAGGCUCUUUCAGUGGUAGACAUCCUUUUAACGGUCUGCCCACAUGAAAGAAUAGAGGCUCACAAGUUCGACAUUUUGUCUUUGAUCCUGAUUACAUAUGACAAGUGUUCACAAGAGAAUGCAUUAAACGAGUCGAUUGAGUUGCAGUGCAAGGGGACGAUGAGGGGUUUAUUGCAUUAUAACUACGGUAUGGAAGACGAGUUGUCCACUUUGUCUAAUCAACCACGUUUUCGGUUACUAUUUGAGUCAUUGUAG
Molecule: messenger RNA, 1356 nt
Organism: Saccharomyces eubayanus
Lineage: Eukaryota; Fungi; Ascomycota; Saccharomycetes; Saccharomycetales; Saccharomycetaceae
Gene: TTI2
Product: Tti2p
Exons: 1
Coding region: 1-1356 (451 amino acids)
Source: RefSeq, a predicted model, not a curated record